AUGGGACUGUCGAUUAUUUGCCUGGAACAGGUAUAUAAUGUGACAAAGUUCUUGGAGGACCAUCCUGGUGGUGAUGAUGUCUUGUUGUCUGCAACAGGAAAGGAUGCAACUAAUGAUUUUGAGGAUGUUGGCCACAGUAGCAGUGCAAAAGCCAUGAUGGACGAAUACUACGUAGGAGAUAUUGAUUCAUCAACCAUCCCCACCAAGGUCACAUACACUGCUCCCAAACAGCCUCACUACAAUCCGGAUAAGACGCCGCAGUUUAUUAUCAAGCUCCUCCAGUUUCUAGUUCCCCUUGUAAUCUUGGGUUUGGCUGUUGGCAUUCGCUUCUAUACCAAAUCUGCAUAAUUAUUGAAUCCACAAGAGGAAAUUAGAGAGAUCCUUACAAUAAGUUCAUGUAUGUGGUGGAUGAUCCAUUGUUAUUCGUUUUUUUGUGUGUCUGGAACCGUUGAAAUCAAGGGAUGAAAUUGAUAUUUGACUU
Corylus avellana is the source of this 481-nucleotide messenger RNA. NCBI's taxonomy places the organism in Eukaryota, Viridiplantae, Streptophyta, Magnoliopsida, Fagales, Betulaceae. The record is from RefSeq and is a predicted model, not a curated record.